Chenopodium quinoa (quinoa) is the source of this 1644-nucleotide messenger RNA. Its product is annotated as general transcription factor IIF subunit 2-like. Gene Ontology annotation, cellular component: transcription factor TFIIF complex. Bases 141 to 890 code for a protein of 249 amino acids. The transcript is spliced from 6 exons. Gene Ontology annotation, biological process: transcription by RNA polymerase II; transcription initiation at RNA polymerase II promoter. The record is from RefSeq and is a predicted model, not a curated record. Lineage: Eukaryota; Viridiplantae; Streptophyta; Magnoliopsida; Caryophyllales; Amaranthaceae.
UUUUUAAGGUCAAGGGCAAUUUUGGCAAACCAACAAUCUCACCCUUUUUUACAUCACACUCCCUAACAACACCCACCAAUCCGCCAUUGCCACUCUCUCUCAUUUUCUCUUUCCUCAAAUUUCUUCAGAAAUCUGCAACAAUGGAGGAAGGUGGUAGUGCUGGGUACGUAGACACAAGCAAGGCAGAUAAAGCAGUGUGGUUGAUGAAAUGCCCUUCUGUUGUUUCGCGCGCUCUUCAAUCUUCCUCUGUUCCCAACGAUUUACCUGUUGCUAAAGUUAUCGUUUCCAUUGAUCCUCUUUGCUCAGACCCUGAAGAUCCCUCUAUUCGUCAGUUCACCAUGGAAUUGUCUGGCUCUGAUUUGGGAAAUGUGCCUAAGCGUUUCUCUAUGGACAUGUCUAAGGAAAUUGUUCCAAUGUCUGUCUUUUCAGAGAACGAAGGAAAUAUAAGUGUUGAAGGGAAAAUUUAUAACAAAUUUGACAUGAAGCCUCACUAUGAUGCAAUUGAGAGCUAUGGUAAACUAUGUCGUGAACGAACAGACAGAUCCAUGACGAAGACUAGACAGAUUCAGGUGAUUGGCAAUGACAGGCCUAUAAUACCUAUGCCAGGGAUCACUCAUACUCAGGAGAAGAAGAAAGUGGUUGUUAAAGGAUCUGAAACUAAGAGAAUUAGGAGGGAUCGAGGAGAGAUGGAAGACAUAAUGUUCAAACUAUUUGAACAGCAAUCCAACUGGACACUUAAAGAGCUGGUCCAGAAGACGGAUCAACCUGAGCAAUUCAUGAAAGAUUUACUGAAAGACCUUUGUGUGUACAACAACAAGGGAUCUAAUCAAGGGAGCUAUGAAUUGAAACCAGAAUACAAGAGAUCUGCUGAAGAUCCGAGUGGUUUAUAGGAUGUUUGAUAUCUUCAUUCAUCACUAAAGCCAAGUUUCAUCUUAGUUUUUUGCACAUAUAUGACUCAAACUGAAGAAAGAUUUGUUCCUGAUCGAAGCUGAUAUCUGCAUUGUUUUUGCGCACUAAAUCUUCCAAUGUUUUUAUUUGCACAUAUUUUCCGCACUCUCAGGAUAGUAAAGAAGAUUAAGACAUUAGUAUGUAACCUUUGGAAAGUAUGUGAACAGGUCUGAUUGAGGCCAUAUUCAUUUCUAAGCUAAAAUCUUCUGAUACUAUGGUAUUCAGAUAUUUUUUGUAUAUUUGUCAGCAAGUUUCAUUUUUGCUUCUUAACUAUACUGUUGCAGGACUGCAAAUGCUUUUGGGUUCAAUUUGAUUAAAUUUAGUAUGUUAAUUUGACAUGAUAGUUCAGAAAUUCUGGUGCAAGAAUAUAAGUCUAUAAGAUUUAUGUAUUUCAAAUUGGAAGCAAUUUAAUCUAAAAUUAGGUUUUUUUUUUUUUUAAUGUAUCUUUUUUUGCUUGAUUUAUUAGUUUUGCUUAUUUAAAUUCUCCAAAACUGAUAAAAUGAGCAAAAAUACCCUUAAAUACAUCUAACUAUAGGUAUACCCGGGAAUAAGAUAGAGGUAUUGGCAACCUUGGUGUUUUAUUUUUUGAACGGAAAGUAAUAAUAUCAUUAAAUAAUAGUCAUACGACAUCUACAAUAAUAAGAAUAGGUAAACCACAUAUUUAGAAAAAGUACCAUAACCUUCACAAAUUUACAA